This is a messenger RNA of Alternaria arbusti, 2577 nucleotides long. RefSeq lists its product as uncharacterized. The record is from RefSeq and is a predicted model, not a curated record. Gene Ontology annotation, molecular function: protein binding. The transcript is spliced from 3 exons. Lineage: Eukaryota; Fungi; Ascomycota; Dothideomycetes; Pleosporales; Pleosporaceae. Bases 1 to 2577 code for a protein of 858 amino acids.
AUGGUCAUCGGACUGGUCGUCCUCCUAUACGCGGCUGUAGAAUAUCAGAUGCGCCGUCAUGAUGUCAUCCGUCCUCUUGCACGUAGCGCAAAAUACAAGGCUUCUCGGAUAAGUUUCUUCAUCACACACUACGGUCUUACUGGAAUAGCGCUUUGGUGCUUCGCCAGUCGGGAGGUAUGGCAAAUCCAGCUGCAGGUCGUACGCAGCAUCGACGAUGGGGAUGUCACAAACUAUAAGAAGUCAGCACAAGAGGACAGCAACAUCAUAGCGGUUGCAGGAACUAUCAUCGCCCAGAUCGCCAUCACCGCACUCUCAUUGGAUGAACUCAGCAAGACUCAUUGGGUUGCGCGGGCGUUCUUCACUUUCAGUUUAGUCUCAGCCAUCAUGGCUGUCUACUAUGCCACAAGGCAAUAUCGUACCCUGGGACGAUGUUUGCGAAUCGACCAAAUGAAGACCUGGAUCUGCGGCAAGAAUCGCUUUAAGGGCAGGACUCCGUAUCUACCUCCUACAACUCCUUCUGAACAUCCCGAUCUACCCUCCGUGGCCGCUGUCCUGACAGUUUCUGCUCCUAACAUGCUCAUGUCGGCCUCGCUCAACUGCUUGCUCGUCGGAUUUGCUGUGUACCUCGGAUUCACUUGGACAAGGAACUUGGACGAGGAGGCUGGAAAAGACGGAAGUCGCGCUAUCUUUAUCACGUACAUUGCAGGGCUGAUCUUUUGUUACGGGGUGUACUCGAUCUCAAGCGCGGUCGUCGCUAGUGAUAGCCACGAGAGUGAGCAUGACCUGCUCUACGGUAACGACGAUGCAAAUACCCAGCAGUAUAUCAGCGGAGAUGAGGAAAGCGCAGCAGGUGCUAGCAACCAGCCAGAGAUCACUAUCUGCAACACACACGACGAAGAUACCCGGAAAGAGCUGUUGGUACUGUUUCAGGAAGCCGCAGAUAUGCAUAAAGCAUCCGCAAAGGUCGACGAGCGUUUAGCUCGGCUUCUGGAAAGGCUUGGAGAGGAGACGGCAGAACAGAAUCAAAUUGCCGACGAAAUGGCCAUCACAAACCCCACGCCCAACCAACCCCAGCACGACGAGGACGACAUCGACGUACAUGAUGUGGACAACACACUAGACGCCGAGGAGGCGGAAGAGAUUGUGGAGGACGAUGGCGACGUGCCCAUGGACUCAGACGACGAGGGUGACGAGGGUCGCCAAGAGAUGGAGAUGGAGAUCAACCUCCAAAACGACUCGGUCGCGCAUUUUGACGAGCACAAGGACAGCAUCUUCUGCAUAGCGCAACACCCCGUACACCACGAGAUCAUCGCGACAGGAGGCGGCGACGAUGUCGGCUACAUCAUCGACGCGUCUUCGGCGGCAGCGGCGCAACCGAGCAGCGACGGACAGCCCACCGAGCGCGAGGGCCUGAAGAGCAUCUUCACACUAGACGGACACAAGGACUCGGUCAACGCCAUCACAUUCACCCAGCCAAAGGGACAAUUCGUCGCGACAGCUGGCUUGGACGGAAAAUUGCGCGUCUGGCAGGGCGUCCCCGACGGCAAGAAGUGGAAGUUCCUGGCAGAGGCACAAGAGGUCGAGGAGAUCAACUGGGUCAUCCCCAACCCGUCGCCCGACCACCCCAACGUUGUCGCGCUCGGAGCCAACGACGGUUCAGUGUGGGUUUACCAGAUCAGCACAGAGAAGAACAACGAGCUACAGGUCCUACAAGCAUACUACCUCCACACCGAGACCUGCACUGCCGGCUCAUGGUCGCCCGACGGCUCCCUCCUCGCUACCAUCUCCGAAGACUCGAGUCUAUACGUGUGGGAUGUAUUUGGCGAUGCCGCAUCCCAAGGUCUCACCGCGACUACCGAUUCACAAGCCGUAGUAGGUCUGACAGGCCUGGACGAGCGCUUCCGCGUUGAGGGCGGAUUAUACUCAGUCGGCAUCCCGCCAUCGGGCGCAUUCGUCGCAGUCGGUGGCCCCGAAGGCCAAAUCCGCAUCGUCGGACUCCCUCGUCUUUCUCUCGCUGCGCCCGCGCAAGCAUCUACAUCAUCGAGCGGCGGAGGCGCAAAGAACAAAGCUGGAGGAGGCAAGCAGGCUGGCGCCAAAGGCGGUGCUUCGUCAGCUGGUCAAGCCGGACAGAUCUUGGCAAGUCUCCAAGCUGGAAGCGACAACGUCGAGUGCAUGAGCUUCUCCUCUGCACCACUCACUCUCAUGGCCGCCGGCAACGUCGACGGCUCCAUCACCCUUUUCGACACCGCACACCGCUUCGCCGUCCGAAGGCGGAUAGAAGACGCACACGCCGAUGACGAGUCACCACAAGCUGUGGUUAAGCUCGACUUCGUCGCUAAGGAAGGCCCCGGAGGUUGGCUGUUGACCAGUGUGGGAUACGACGGUGUUUUGAAGCGAUGGGAUGCACGAGGUGGAACGGCUGCGGCUGGAAAGGGCCUUGUAGGCGAGUGGAAGGGACACCGGGGAGGUGGUGAAGGAGGAGGCAUCAUGGCCUUUGUACAAGGAGAUGGCGAGACAGUCGUCACGGCCGGUGACGACCACGUCGCGCUAGUUUUCAAGACACCUCUGACCCAGUAG